This is a messenger RNA of Aspergillus welwitschiae, 1563 nucleotides long. RefSeq lists its product as uncharacterized. The transcript has a single exon. Lineage: Eukaryota; Fungi; Ascomycota; Eurotiomycetes; Eurotiales; Aspergillaceae. The record is from RefSeq and is a predicted model, not a curated record. Bases 1 to 1563 code for a protein of 520 amino acids.
AUGCUGCUCACACUGAAGCCUGCCUCUCAGAACGGAGUUAAAGGUCCUCAUGAGUACUCCAUUGUUCGCCAGUCCGUUCCAACCCCACGGUCAUCCCCGCCCCCCGUGCCUGACCUGCCAGCAGCGGUCACCGCGCCCCCAAGUUCCUCUGCGGACCGCUCCAUGGACCCCUCGCGCUCUGGAUUGCCGCCUCCUGCCUCGUUAACCUUACCGCCACCCAAUGUGGGCUUUGCCAAUGUAUCUGGCUCUGCCAUGAACCAGCCACUCCCGCCGCCCCCGGGUCAAUGGCAGUCCUCGGAUGACUCCAUGCGACAAUGGCUCCAGGCCAAAGCGGAGGAGGAUCGGAGGAAGCAGGAAGAAGAGAAGACGCGCCAAGAGACCCUACGACUCGAACAGCGGAGGGUCGAGCAAAGCAUGCUUCGUGAUUCCUUACAGGCCGGUGUCCCACCCCAGAUGAUCCCGCUCAUCUUCGCCGGCAUCAGUCCCGGCGGUCUGCCGGCAUCGAUGCUCGAACUCACUCAACAAUACCUUACUCAACCCUCGGCAGCGCGCAGUUCGGCUCCUCAGAUGCCUGUCAUGUCUCAUGCACAUCCCCAUGUUCAGCGUCGGCCUACGCAUGUCCGUCAAGACUCCCGUACCAUCCCUUCAAAUGCUUAUGUUGCUCCACCGGUGCACCCUCAAACUGUGCCUCCUCCAGGAGUCCUGCUAUCCCAGCCAUUGCAUGCCGUUGGAGCCUCUCCUACCCCGCAACCGCUGGGUCGUCCGUCAGUAUCCAAUGGCCCCGCUGAUCCACGCUUUACUGUUGCGGCUAUCCCUCGCAUGAACCCGGGAGAGUCACAGCUCCAACCCCCCAUUAAUCUCAGCAAUGUGCACUAUGCCCCGGGAUCGUCUAUCCCGUCAACUCAGCCGCCCCGGGGCAAGUCAGAUUCUUCGGUUCGCCGGUCCCCACCAUCCCUAUACUUCCACCACUGGGUUCCUCCAGGCCAGACGACAGGACAUGCGCCACCGGGAAGAGGCAGGCAGGAAUCACCGGGUACCGUGCAGGGAUCUCGUCAUGUGGACUCCAAUGUCUCCCCCGGACGGAAGAGAAAGGCCCAUGGGGCACACCAUCCAGCUCCAUUGCCCUCGUCUCGUCUCCCAGAAUCCUUUCCUGGCUCCUCGCAGACAUCUCAGCCAGGGUCUCCGGGCCCAGAAUACCACAUUGAGCAAGCAGCACCACCGACACACCACCAUCACUCUCUUCCAAGAUCGAGUGACGCGUCUGCUUCGUACCAGAUUCUGGCGGAAGAUGUGAAACGUGAGCACCGCAGUCGAGGUACUAGCCCGACUCACUCAUCAGAACGUAUGAUUGUGGACGAUGCUAGACCGACAGAACGUGAUCGAGCAGAUGAGGAGGAACAUUAUCAAGAGACAACUACUUCUGCAGGACAUGCUUCACCCCACACAGCUCGGGUACAGCGCAGUGAAGCAGCAUCUUAUCACGAUCCUCGCAGCAGUCCUGCCCGUUCACCAACAAGGACUCUGCAGCCGUCCAAAGAGUAUAAUCUCGCCUCGGAAGACUAG